AUGCCGUCAUUAAUCCCUAUAACUUUAAGCUCAAGGACUACUAUACCAUUGAGCGGCGCCCUCAGCACAAUACAAAAUGGGAUAGGUCAAUAUCAAAGCAUCGGAACUGGAUUUUAUAACAGUUACAAUCAACAACAACAACCUAUUGGCACAGGUAAUUUUGGAAUUGAUAUGAAAAAUAGAGUGGUUUUAUCAUUACAAAGUGGUAUACAAGACGAAGUAAAUUGGUCAUUAAACCAGUUGGCAAAAUACACAUAUUCCACAUUGGUUUUUGAAAAUGAUAAUUACAUCGCCAUGGAAUUGGUAAAAUAUUUAACUAAAUUAUUUCAACUAAUAAGGGAUAAAAAAUAUGAAUUAAUAAAUGAAGAUGUUAUCAGACAUUCUUUGGAUGCGUUGGUUACUUUGAGAAAUUCAAGUCAGGAGUUAAGUAAUCAGCAAUUUUUAAGUCAAAUACCAAAUUUUAAAAAGCAGCUAGUGGAAAUUUUAAAGUUUUUAUUCAAUUGGAAUUUUGUAGCAGGUUUCAAAAAUUCUCAACUAUUAAAAUAUGAUGAUCAAUUUUCAGAAUCCUUGAUGUAUUUACUUGAUUUGAUUGAACCUUUGAGUUGUUAUUAUAUUAAUAAUUCCAAAAACGAUCCUUUAUUUCAUACAUUAUUCCAGAUUUUAACAGUUACGAAUGAUAAAUAUAUUUUUAUAACUACAUUAAAAGGUAUAUCACAUUUAUUAAUUACAUGGGAUAAAUCACAACAAAAAGAUGAAGAAGAAGAAGAGCCACAAGAAGAAGAAGAGCAAGUGAAAAAUAAUUGUAUUGAUUCCAUAACUGAAGAACAAUUACAAACAAUAGUCAAUGUUUUAUUGGUUGCAGAUAAUGAAUUAAAUUAUGCUGUGUUGUAUUUUUUAAAAAUGUAUCUUUUUUCAAAGGCAUUAUAUUUGGAUCAUUCAGUAACUGAAUCACAACAAUUUCGUCUACAAAAGUUAAUAAAAAGUGGUUUAGAUGUGCUAGUUAAACAAUUACCGUUGUUGGUGGUUGCUGAUUUACCAUUAAGUGAUUCAACUCCCAAAAACAUACCAGCGACUACACUCGCUAGAAGGACCAAACAAUCAGGUGCUCCAUUAACUGCACCAGAAUUAGGAGAAGAUUUAUACAAAAUAUUAUUGACAUUCCCCGAACCUGCUAGAGCUUCCACUUGGUUACAUUGUUGUUAUGCACCAUCAACAACAGAAGAAGUUGAAGUUACUCAAAUAUCAAUUUGGAAAGCUUAUGAAACUCAAUUUCAAGAAGUUUGGAAAUCUGAAAACCCUUCAACUUUAUUGCACCCAUUAUUACCAGCUGUUGAAUUUAUAAAAAAUGUUACGAAAGCGUUCCCACGUGCGGAAGCUAAAGUUUUACUGGUUUCAAAUGAGGAACAAGAACCAAAGAAAAAAUUCAUUAUAAAAGGUAUCAAACCAAGACAAUUUCCUGUAAGUAUUGAAGUCGGUGGAUAUGAAGCCUUAAAACCUUUCAAAGUUACUGAAGAACCUACAAGUAAUAGUGAUUUACCUAUUGGUCAUGUUGAUAUAAAUUCUUUUACACAAAGUUUGGCGUCUGAUUAUAUAAAUCCUGAUCAAGUUGUAUUGCUAAAGACAUAUAAAUUAAAUCCUAUAAAUACUUUAAGUCAUAAAUUUCUAGGGUAUAUUGUUUCAGAAAUUUUGAAUAAAGAAAAGCCAGAUUCUGACCAUUAUGCUUCAAAUUUGUUCAGAUUACAUAACAGUUAUUGGCUUCCUGAUUUAAUUUAUACAAAUCCCGGAUUAUUACAAACGGGUAUUAUAGAACCAAAUUGGUUAAAAUAUUGUAUAGAUUAA
This is a messenger RNA of Lodderomyces jiufengensis, 1839 nucleotides long. RefSeq lists its product as uncharacterized. Lineage: Eukaryota; Fungi; Ascomycota; Pichiomycetes; Serinales; Debaryomycetaceae. The coding region runs from base 1 to 1839 and encodes 612 amino acids. The record is from RefSeq and is a predicted model, not a curated record. The transcript has a single exon. Gene Ontology annotation, biological process: regulation of DNA-templated transcription. Gene Ontology annotation, molecular function: DNA binding.